Nematolebias whitei (Rio pearlfish) is the source of this 1242-nucleotide messenger RNA. Its product is annotated as protein shisa-6. Gene Ontology annotation, biological process: regulation of AMPA receptor activity; regulation of short-term neuronal synaptic plasticity. Lineage: Eukaryota; Metazoa; Chordata; Actinopteri; Cyprinodontiformes; Rivulidae. Gene Ontology annotation, cellular component: postsynaptic density; AMPA glutamate receptor complex; dendritic spine membrane. The record is from RefSeq and is a predicted model, not a curated record. Bases 1 to 1242 code for a protein of 413 amino acids. The transcript is spliced from 5 exons.
AUGAUGGUGUUCCCAGAGUUGGGAAGGAUAAACUCCCCAAUAGAAGGAGGUAUCCAUCAGCACAGUUAUAACCAUGUGGCUUUAGGUAGCCCCACACGCACACCUAAAAAUGAAAACAAUCGGAUAAGUGGCAUCCUGACCUCGCAGACGGAGCCCUACGACCUGUCUUUCUCACGCUCCUUCCAGAGCCUGUCACACCUGCCGCCCUCCUACGAGGCGGCCGUCAAAGCCGACCUCAACCGGUUCUCAUCCCUGAAGAAACUCACAGAUAAAGAUGUUGAUGAGUACUACUCCCGCAAGCGCCACCUGCCCGACCUGGCAGCAAGAGGCACUCUUCCCCUGCAUGUUCUGAAAAUGAGUCAAGACCCGCAUCGAGAAUCACAGCAGCAGCAACUCCAGAACCAGCCUCCACAGUCCUCCAUCUCCCAGGCCCCUCCCCAGUCACAGUCUUCACAGCAACAGUCUCAGCAAAGGCAGCGACCCAGGCGUGUCCAACGGGCAAUGUCCCAGGAUCGUGUUCUGGUUCCACAAAGUGGCCCGCACCAGGACUACAACAUGUCAUCUGAGGGUAUGUCGCCAUAUGGAGGCAGGAUCCUCUCAGACGAACAACUCCUUUCUGCUGAACGCCUUCGGUCCCAAGAACGUCUUCUGCCCCAGGACCGCCACACCUCCCAAGACCGCCUGUACACCAAGGACCGCAUGUACUCGAAAGAUCGGCUCUUGUCACAGGAACACCUGUACUCAAAGGAUCGCCAUUACUCUCAAGAACGUCUUUACUCACAAGAUCGCCUGUACUCGCAGGACCGUCUACUGUCCCAGGAUCCCCUGCUCUCACCAGAAAAGCUGAUGAUGUCACUGAAGCGCGGCAUGGUCAGUAGCGUUUCUGGUGGCUUCCGUGGCAGUGACAUGUCGAUGUCGCGUGCCAUCUCCCACACAGAUGUGUUCACACCAACCACUCCUCUCAUGGAUCGCUAUAAGAUGACCAAAAUGCACUCCCAUCCCAGUGCCUCGAACAAUGGUGGCAGUGGUGGAGGCGGAAGCGGUGGCAGUGGGGCACCAGGGGCAGCAGUAUCUGUGCAUUCCAACACUUUAGCCAUGAACCAGACAACAAAUAAAAGACAGGCAUUUGCCUCCAGACGGACUCACACUGUGGAACAGCUCCACUACAUCCCACAGCACCAUCAGCAGCAGCAGCAGCCACAGCACUACCGCACAGGCAGCAAGACUGAAGUGACUGUGUAA